CGACAUUCAACCAAUUGCCCGCGAUGGUCUGAUCGGGCGAGAAUCCGGGGAUAGCCAGUGAUUCCUUCGAUCCACUCGCAGAAUCUGGGGAAUUGCUUGACGCACGCUUCGUGUGAACGGGCACUAGGCUUAGGACCGGACGAGGGAGCCAAUGGUGUGCAUUUGUCUCACGGGCCAAGAGACUCUCGACAGGCUGACAGGUCUGCUUUGGUGAUGGUAUGCUGCUGACCCUUGUGAAGCUGUCAACUGAGGCAAAGCAUUGAGCUGUAUAAAAAGGCCAGGGUUUCCUUCAAUAGAUGGGGUAUGGGAACUGCUUUUGUCUCAUAAUCUUGCGGUUUUCUAGCAAGUCUCCCAAGUCCAUCAAGCCUCUGCAUGCAUCCCGCAAUGGCGUCCGACAAGAACAACAGCUCCGAACAUAUCGAGGAGAAAGAUGGCACCAACGCCCACCAUGGCCAUGUCCUCGACAACUCCGACCUCCCGGCCAGCAGUGAGGCCCUCGGCGCCUUGGAAAAAGAACACAACAUGACGCUGUGGCAGGCCCUGCGAAUCUACCCCAAAGCUGUCGGCUGGUCCAUCCUGCUCUCGUGCGCCAUCAUCAUGGAAGGCUACGAUGUUGUCCUGAUCGGAUCCUUCUACGCCUUUCCCGCCUUCAACGAAAAAUACGGCAACUUGAUGUCCGACGGGUCCUACGGGCUCACGGCGGCAUGGCAGGCCGGCCUAAGUAACGCUAUGAGCUGCGGGCAGAUCAUCGGCUUGUUCCUCAACGGUAUUGUCUCGGAGCGUUUCGGAUACCGACGCACACUCAUGGUCUGUCUUGCAUCGACAGUGGGGUUUGUGUUCAUUCUGUUCUUUGCGCCGAAUGUGCAGACCCUAGUCGCGGGGGAGUUGCUCAUGGGAAUACCUCUUGGCGUGUAUCAGACUCUGGUCGUGACGUACGCGUCAGAGGUCUGUCCUGUUGCGCUGCGAGCAUACCUGACCACCUACGUGAACCUAUGCUGGGUUCUCGGACAGCUCAUCGCCUCGGGGGUCCUGAAAGGUCUAGCCGAGCGCACCGAUCAAUGGGCCUACCGCAUCCCCUUCGCCAUCCAGUGGGUGUGGCCAGUGCCCAUCUUCAUCGGCGUAUACCUCGCCCCGGAAAGCCCCUGGUGGCUGAUCCGCAAAGACCGCCGCGAAGACGCCGUCAAGGCCCUCAACAGGCUCACUAAAACCGGCCACCCGGACUUCAACGCCGAAGAAACCGUCGCCAUGAUCGUGUACACCAAUGCGCUCGAGCAGCGCGUCGAAACCGGAACCUCAUACCUCGACUGCUUCAAGGGUGUGGAUCUCCGCCGCACAGAAAUCGCCUGCUGUGCCUGGGCAGCUCAGAGUCUCUGCGGCGCUGGACUGAUGGGCUAUUCGACGGUGUUCUACCAGCGCGCGGGCCUUGCCGUCUCGCAGUCCUUCACGAUGUCUCUGGUGCAGUACGCUCUUGGCGUCAUUGGCACGUUUCUCUCAUGGACGUGUAUGAUCUACUUCGGUCGCCGAACACUCUACGUCGGCGGGCUUUUCUUCCUCUCUGUCGUGCUGCUGGUCAUCGGCUUCGUCUCCAUCGCGCCCGCGACGACCGCCAUCUCCUGGGCCACGGGGUCCAUGCUGCUCGUCUACACAUUCGUCUACGACUCGACGAUCGGCCCUGUCUGUUUCUCGCUGGUCUCUGAAAUCCCGGCGUCGCGACUGCGCACGAAAACUGUGGUCUUGGCCCGGAACGUGUACAAUAUCUUGAAUCUCGUCACGGGGAUCAUCAUCCCGUACAUGUUGAAUGUGGACGCGUGGAACUGGCGCGGCAAGUCGGGUUUCUUCUGGGGCGCGCUGUGUAUCAUCUGCUUGACCUGGUCGUUCUUUAGGCUUCCUGAGCCGAAGGGUCGGUCGUAUGCUGAGUUGGAUAUUUUGUUUGAGAGGAAGACCAGGACGAGGGAGUUUGCGAAGGCGAAGACGGGAUUGAUUGAUGGGGAGGGAGAUGGUAUGACAAAGGUUGCUGUCUAAGUGUGAUGAGAAUAUGGCGUGUGAAUGAGUU
Aspergillus steynii IBT 23096 is the source of this 2053-nucleotide messenger RNA. Its product is annotated as MFS maltose permease MalP. Bases 385 to 2022 code for a protein of 545 amino acids. The record is from RefSeq and is a predicted model, not a curated record. The transcript has a single exon. Gene Ontology annotation, molecular function: carbohydrate:proton symporter activity. Gene Ontology annotation, cellular component: membrane. Gene Ontology annotation, biological process: transmembrane transport; carbohydrate transport. Lineage: Eukaryota; Fungi; Ascomycota; Eurotiomycetes; Eurotiales; Aspergillaceae.